This is a messenger RNA of Chiloscyllium plagiosum (whitespotted bambooshark), 650 nucleotides long. Its product is annotated as C-C motif chemokine 4-like. Gene Ontology annotation, molecular function: chemokine activity. NCBI's taxonomy places the organism in Eukaryota, Metazoa, Chordata, Chondrichthyes, Orectolobiformes, Hemiscylliidae. Gene Ontology annotation, cellular component: extracellular region. The record is from RefSeq and is a predicted model, not a curated record. Gene Ontology annotation, biological process: immune response.
CAAGGUGCGAGCAAAUAGGAUUCAGACAGUGCACUCACUGACACUCUCCAGCUCAGACACAAUGAAACUGCUCCUUGUCGUCGUUGCUCUUGGCCUCACCGUCAGCAUCUGUGCUCAACAGCUCUCAGCAGCUCCCAGUAUUCCAGUGGGUACGCUGUGCUGUGAGCGUUAUAUCCGAACACAAUUGCCACUAGCCCGUAUUGUGAAUUACAUAAAAGCUCCCAGCUCUUUCUACUGUUCCCACGACGCUAUCAUAUUCCAGACCGUAGCUGGUCGCCUGGUGUGUGCUAACCCGGAACAUCCGUGGGUGCAGGAUCGACUGACAGAGCUGACAGACAGGAUUGAAAAGGAUUGAUCCUGAUCUUCAAUAACCCAUGGGGUUUGGUGAUGCGGGGCAACAUCUGAUCCUGAACAUAUACAAGUUUUUGUAUCUACUGAAACUUUUAAAACUUUCUGCAGCUGGUAUUCUGCAGCUUUAUAAAUUAUCAAAAAGACGAUAUAAAGAUUAUAUAGAGAUUGCAUUGUAUGCAUAGAAUAUUUCUUUUUGGAUAAUUGAUGACUACAGUCUGUUGAUUUGUCUGUGGUUUCUGUCAGUUUUCUCUGUGUGUAUUGAUUUGCCCAAAUGUCUUCCAAUAAAAUUAAUUCACCUU